AUGUUCUUCAACAAGGGUGAGUCAUUAGCCAAUUAUAUUGCUUACUGUAACGCUGUUUUCAGAAGAUAUUGAUUGGUUCAAGCCGGUUGAACUCUACGCAGAUAACGGUCACAGAGGUCAUAUCAAAGACUCCAUCGGUACCCAUGGUCUAAUGAAAUGUGUCUUCAAUUUACCCUUGGGCAAACAGGACGCCGUAAAGAUGAACUUAUUCAAGAGAGUCUUCCUCGAUGGACAUUCACCCCUCAUUUUAUUCAGAAGAAGUCAGUAUCACCAAUUGUAG
Messenger RNA from Bursaphelenchus xylophilus (pine wood nematode), 280 nucleotides. The record is from the annotation of a GenBank genome assembly. NCBI's taxonomy places the organism in Eukaryota, Metazoa, Nematoda, Chromadorea, Rhabditida, Aphelenchoididae.